Messenger RNA from Sphaeramia orbicularis (orbiculate cardinalfish), 834 nucleotides. Its product is annotated as splicing factor U2AF 35 kDa subunit-like. The record is from RefSeq and is a predicted model, not a curated record. Lineage: Eukaryota; Metazoa; Chordata; Actinopteri; Kurtiformes; Apogonidae. Gene Ontology annotation, biological process: mRNA splicing, via spliceosome. Gene Ontology annotation, cellular component: U2AF complex. Gene Ontology annotation, molecular function: RNA binding; metal ion binding.
CCUUCCCUGCGUAGUCUUCUCCGUCCUUACGUGAUGACGUACGUCAUUACGUCGUGGCGAGCCGAAAAUGGCGGAGUACCUGGCAUCCAUUUUCGGCACAGAGAAAGACAAGGUCAACUGCUCCUUCUACUUUAAAAUCGGUGCUUGCAGACAUGGGGACCGCUGCUCUAGAUUGCACAACAAACCAACCUUCAGCCAGACCAUCCUGAUCCAGAACAUCUACCGGAAUCCCCAGAACAGCGCACAGACGGCCGACGCCUCUCGCUGUGCUGUCAGUGAUGUGGAAAUGCAAGAGCACUACGAUGAGUUCUUUGAGGAAGUCUUCACAGAAAUGGAGGAGAAGUACGGAGAGGUGGAGGAGAUGAACGUAUGCGAUAACUUAGGUGACCAUCUUGUCGGCAAUGUCUAUGUUAAGUUUCGUCGUGAGGAAGACGCAGAGAAAGCGGUGAUGGACCUGAACAACCGCUGGUUCAACGCCCAACCCAUCCACGCAGAGCUGUCGCCAGUCACCGACUUCAGGGAAGCGUGCUGCCGCCAGUACGAGAUGGGGGAGUGCACCAGAGGAGGCUUCUGUAACUUCAUGCACCUCAAACCCAUUUCACGGGAACUUCGACGGGAGUUGUACGGCCGACGCAGGAAAAGGCACCGCUCUCGCUCACGUUCCAGGGAGCGCCGUUCCCGCUCCAGGGAUCGACGACGGGACCGCGAGCGGCGGCGGUCGAGGGACCGAGAACGUUCGGGAAGGUUCUAAACAAAGGCCGGACUGACCCGACGUCCCACCAACUACCCCCCCCCCCAGACCCCUGCAGUCAUGACAGUUAUUUUCUCUGUUUU